Molecule: messenger RNA, 785 nt
Organism: Durusdinium trenchii
Lineage: Eukaryota; Dinophyceae; Suessiales; Symbiodiniaceae
Source: the annotation of a GenBank genome assembly
UUUGGCCACUAUGUGACGGCCUGCUUACGUUCUGACUUCUAACAGAUGAGCUUGGAGCUAUGGCAGAUGAUGAUUUGGCCAAGGCCAUUGCAUUAUCCAUGCAAGAAACCAACACUUCGCGGCUGGUGCGGCACGAGAUCCCAGCGGACAACUCAUGCCUUUUCAAUUCGGUGGCCUACGCGCUGAAUGAUAGCGGCGAUGACAAAGCCUCGGAGCUGCGGGGCAUGGUGGCGGGACUGGUGCUCUCUGACCCAGAAACGUGGACAGAGGCCAUGUUGGGAAAGCCACCGGAAGAGUACGCAGAUUGGAUACAGGAUAGCGAGCAUUGGGGCGGUGGCAUCGAGCUGGCCAUUUUGGCGACGUCCCACGAGAUGGAGAUUGCGGCCGUAGACAUCCAGACACUGCGGGUGAGCGUGUUCGGCGAAGGUCAAGGCUUCCGCCGGCGUGCCCUGUUGAUCUACGACGGCAUUCACUAUGAUGUGCUGGUGCGCCGUGGCCCCUCAGGAGAGGAAAGGCUCUUCGGGGUCGAUGACCUGGCAGCCGUUGAGGAAGCAAAGGCAGUAGCCAAGGAGGCGCAAAUAGCUCGCAACUUCACUGACGUUGGGCGUUUCACCUUGCGCUGUGUGAGCUGUCAGAAGGGCCUCGUUGGACAACAAGACGCCGUGGAACAUGCCAAGGCUACUGGAUACAUUAAUUUCACAGAAUAUUGAUAUUGAUUGGAAUGACGAAAUUGGGCAAAGAUACCCAAAAUUUGGAAAUAGAAUCUAUUUCCCUUUCGACGAUGG